This is a messenger RNA of Pocillopora meandrina, 39999 nucleotides long. NCBI's taxonomy places the organism in Eukaryota, Metazoa, Cnidaria, Anthozoa, Scleractinia, Pocilloporidae. The record is from the annotation of a GenBank genome assembly.
AUGACUAUAAAAUUAAAAGUGUUCUUUCACUUUGUUUAUUUCUGUAAAGAAUGUUCAAGUGCUCUUGGUAUGGAGAGUCGCCACAUCAAAGAUGCUCAAAUCACUGCAUCUUCACAAUGGGAUAGAAAUCAUGCGGCAAUCCAGGGAAGAUUGAACUUUAAGGCUGGUGGAGGUAAACAGGGAGGAUGGUCAGCUCGGUCGAACAAUGGAAAUCAAUGGAUACAGGUGGCUCUUGGCAGUUACACCAAAUUAACAAGUAUAGCAACACAGGGAAGGAAUGCUGAUAGCCAAUGGGUAACAGCAUACAAGCUGCAGUACAGUGAAGAUGGAGUGAACUUCUACUACUAUAAAGUACCAGGACAGAGUUCACCUAAGGUACAUAAAUUACCAUGUGUCAGAUAUUGAAAGCUUUUUUGGGUAUAUCUCAAGUCGACCUGUAGAAAAUGAACCUUUAAGUGGACAAAAUCUGUUGAUAUUCAUGUUGUAUCAUUAUUUGAAUUGAAUAGUAUAUUGACAACUAAAUAAUGUAAAACAUAUUGGCAUGUAGGUGAUUAUGCUUUGCAUUUCUAAGAAUUGCUUUGUUCAACCCUUAAACUCCCAGAAGUGAUUCCCAUGUAACUUCUCCCAACAAUAUCCAUCCACUAUCCAGCAAACAGGUAAUGAGAAUACUCAAAUGUAUCAGGUAGAAGUUGUUAUCUUGGUAUAAUACCAAAUUCUUGCAACUAAUUUACAAGGAAAUGUGUAACAGUGAGAUGUGAGAAUUGACAACCAGAUCAUGGGAGUUAAAGGGUUAUUUAAUAAGCAAUUGAUACUCGACUAAACAGAAUAAUGAUAAAUACAAUGAUGUUAAUUUGUUAUGGGAAUCACUUAUCUUACUAGAUUUUGUAUGUUGAUCAUUUAAGGUUUUAAAGGAAAUAAAGACAGGGAUAGUAUUGUGUACCAUGAAAUAAACCCACCAAUCCAAGCACGUUAUAUCAGACUCAGACCCACAGCAUGGUAUCAUCAUAUAUCACUCAGGAUGGAGCUGUAUGGUUGUCUAGGUAUGGUAACUGUUACUCUUUGUCAUUAAUCAACAUUAGCUUAUGCUUGGAGUACCUCCUCAUCCAUGUAUAUUGUCAAUUGACAAACAGUUCUGCUAACACAUAAACAUUAUCUAGGGAUUGCAACUGGGUGCUAGAACUAAAGUUCUAAUUUUGGGGGAUUUUGUAGACGGAAUUGAAGGGUAAGGAUGUUGAUGUGCAGUUGAUUGACAAAAGAUGUACAAAAUUAAGGAAAUGUUUUGGUGAACCAAACAUUUGGUACUGGUAAAUAUAAGCACUUGGUAGCAAACAUUUUAUUUUCCAUAUCAUGCGGUAAAUUUUGUUGCUUGCAUUAUGAUGAAAGUCAUUUUGUAGGGAUAACAUGACAAUAUAUUUUACUUGAGAUGUUUCUCAUCUUGUAGGUUCAAGUUAGUUAAGGACUAGUAUUUCACACCAAUUUUACAGUAUUCACAAAAGGCCAAAAAUUUAUAUUAAAACCAAACAGUUUGAGGUUCUAUUUUCUCGGCUAUUUGGUGUUAAUUUGCUCAAGAACAAGUUUCAGCUGGUUAGUUUGACAUGAAAGCAACCAUGUUUUCCAAACUUUUUCUAAGUUGAUUUACUAAAAGCAUUAUAAUUUGCUAAACUGUCUGUUCUAUGAAAUGCCCCAAUUACAAAGUUUUUAUUUCACUAAUUGUUUACAAAAACACCUGUCUAUUCCAAUAAAGGAAAAUGCAAUUAGAAGUAAGUCACUGGUUCCCAGGAUGGUGCAAGUUAUGCUAAGACAUCUGAUUGUUUUUGUGACUUCUUGAUGAGCUAUACUUAUGAAAUUCAGGGGAUUUCUCAUUUAGAUUUGAAGUUAACGAACCUGAGAGCAAUCUGGGAAUUUUCCAUAGAUCUCAUCCAUCAUAUAGGAUACUGUACCUGCAUGCUUUAAAAUGAGUAAAUUCUUCAAUUACUAUUUUGUGAGAUUUUUCAGAUUAUGAGAACUGUUUGCUAUAAUUAUUGUGUGAGUGUGAAUUGUGUGGUUCUGCAUCUGCAGUUAUCUGGUAAGAAGUCUUGUUACAGUAACUAUAUUUACACAAGAACCGAUGUAUUGCAAAAUGUCAAGCCAACAAAUUGCAUAUUUUGCAUGACUGUAAAAUAAAACUGCUCUUUCACUUUCUUUAUUUCUGUAAAGAAUGUUCAAGUGCUCUUGGUAUGGAGAGUCGCCACAUCAAAGAUGCUCAAAUCACUGCAUCUUCACAAUGGGAUAGAAAUCAUGCGGCAAUCCAGGGAAGAUUGAACUUUAAGGCUGGUGGAGGUAAACAGGGAGGAUGGUCAGCUCGGUCGAACAAUGGAAAUCAAUGGAUACAGGUGGCUCUUGGCAGUUACACCAAAUUAACAAGUAUAGCAACACAGGGAAGGAAUGCUGAUAGCCAAUGGGUAACAGCAUACAAGCUGCAGUACAGUGAAGAUGGAGUGAACUUCUACUACUAUAAAGUACCAGGACAGAGUUUACCUAAGGUAAAUGUAGAGGCAGUUACUUGGUUUAAAACUGUUGAAAAUAUAUUCUUAUGUCUGCACAGUAUACAGGUAACAGUUAUUAUAUGUUGCAAGUAGUCCUAUUAAUUUAUCUGCAACGACCAUUAGGGGCUUAUAAUGCAGUCUACCAUGGAAUAGGUUAAUAAUGCCACAUAUCUAGCCUGGCAUUCAAAAUUGGUCUUUCUUGACUUUCUCUUGCAUAUUUACAACUAGUGCAAUAAACACGUUACAAUUUUAAAUGUUAGUUGAAACUAUUGGAGAAUCAUGCAUAAUCCAACAGGAAUGGCGUGACUGUGGUAGCUGACUACUAAUAUUACUUGCAUGUAUUUGUAGGUAUUCAAAGGAAAUAAAGACAGAGACAGCAUUUUUUAUCACCAGUUAAACCCACCCAUCAAAGCUCGCUACAUCAAACUUCGACCAACAUCGUGGUAUAAUCAUAUAUCGCUAAGAAUGGAGCUGUAUGGUUGCUCAGUAGGUAUGAUUAUUAUCUUACACCAACUUAUUUGGCACUGAAAAUUGGAAGGGUGAAACACGUGUUUUGAUUAUAACCAGCAUAAUGCUGAAAUAUGGAUAUGGCAAGAAACUCCAGAUUGUUAGAUGCUACAUUAUGACAUAGGUAGAAAAAUUUCUGCUUGAUCGAAUUUUGUCUAACUUUUAACUUUUCAAUAGAACUGUACGUACCUACCCACAAACAUACCUACAUACCUCUGUACAUAAACACACACUCGUGAACUGUUCUUUUACCUUCUUUGUUUCUGUAAAGAAUGUUUGGCACCUCUUGGUUUGGAGAGUCGACGCAUUAAAGAUGCUCAAGUCACUGCAUCUUCGCAAUGGGAUGGAAAUCAUGCAGCAAUCCAGGGAAGAUUGAACUUUAAGGCUGGUGGAGGCAAGCAAGGAGGAUGGUCAGCUCGGCAGAACAAUAAAAAUCAAUGGAUACAGGUGGCUCUUGGCAGCUACACCAAAUUAACAAGUAUAGCAACACAGGGAAGGAAUGCUUACAGCCAGUGGGUAACAGCAUACAAGCUGCAGUACAGUGAAGAUGGAGUGAACUUCUACUUCUAUAAAGUACCAGGACAGAGUUCACCUAAGGUAAAUGUAGUAUCAGUUAAUUGGCUUUAAACUGUAAAAAUAUAUGCCUAUAGUUGCACGGUAUAACAGUUAUAACAUGUUGCAAAUAGUCCUAUAAGUUAUGUGCAAAUACCAAGGGGCUAAGUGCCUGAUCAUGCAGUCUACAAUGGAAGAAGUUAAUUAUCUAGCCUGCAUGGCAUUGCGACAAAAUUGGUGUUUCUUGACUUUCUCUUGCAUAUUUACAACAAGUGCAAUAAACACGUCACAAUUUUAAAUGUUAGUUGAAUCUAUUGGAGAAUCAUGCAUAAUCCAACAGGAAUGGCGAGACUGUGGCAACUGAUUAUUAAUUUUACUUGCUUGUAUUUGUAGGUAUUCAAAGGAAAUAAAGACAGGGACAGCAUUGUUUAUCACCAGUUAAACCCACCCAUCAAAGCUCGCUACAUUAAACUCCGACCAACAGCAUGGUAUGGUCAUAUAUCACUAAGAAUGGAGUUGUAUGGUUGCUCAGUAGGUAUGAUUGUUGUCUUACACUUGUUUUGGCACUGAAAGUUAGAAGGGUGAAACGUACAUGUUUUGAUUACCAGUGUAAUGCUGAAAUGUGGAUUCUGGAGGAAACGCUAAAUUGUAAAAUUUAGAACUUUUUUUUGGUAUUUAAUGUUGCUAUUAAGCUUUAGUGGAGAUUCCAGAAUGUCUUCCUUUUGAGGCGGGUCAGUCUGUCCUGGGCUGGCAGCAACCAGGCAGGAAAUUUAUUACGGGAUAAGAAAAGCCUUUAGUUUGAUCUGUCUUACAGCGAAGUCCGGGCUCAGAUGGCAUUCCUGUUGAGGUUUUACCGUAAGCGAAAUCAGCGCUCUCUUGCCACCUGCUCCUACGCCGGUGCUGGGAGUGGGUAUGAGUAUGGGCUGGGCUGGGUUGCUUAACCUUGCACGCACAAGAACCAAAAUCAAAGUGUAGUGAGUCGUGGGCCGGGUUGUUCAAAGCUGGGUUAAGAUAACCCAGGGUUAGUUUGAAAUCUGAUUUGAAAUCUGAAAGCUUUAAAAGAAAAUUCAUUAUAAUGUUAUUUGUGUACAAUUUUAAGAUAGGAUGCCCUAAAAAGAACAGAGAAAAUUAUCCAAAAGGGCAUUUGAACAAAGUAAUAAAGAUAGCUAAAUUAAAAUUGAGCCCUGGCUGAGUUCGUGCUAAUCGGCCUUGUAACAGCUUUGCCGCUCUGACGUCCCACAUUUAGGUGGGCCUUUAGUUUCCAUCAUUUCCAUUACUCCUGCGUUUUGACUUUUUCUACGAAUAAAAUUCGCCUUUAGCUACCUUGAACUUAACCCAGUCGCUUGUUAAUUCCUUUUAAAACAACCUGCAUUUUAUUACUUAUUUUUCACACGCAGGGCAAAGUCUAGAUGGGCAACAACUAAUCAAGGAGCCCUCUCUGAUAUUAUCGUUUGCUCUUGUUCAGUGUAUCUUCACUUAUUCGAGAUCGCAUUAUAUCUUUGGUUAUGGUCUAGUAGAGGUACAACAGAGUUUCAAUUUGCUUUUCGUAGUAAAAUUACGCGGAAUUUUUUUUUAGGCAACUUAUUAUAGACGAAUAAUUUUGAUUUUCUCUAUGUUCGAGGGACGGCGGUAAGCAUUUCUUUUGCAACCGUUAUUUGGUCUCGUCACGCAACGCACUCUCUCUCCAACGGGAAAUGGAGGGCGUUGGCUGACGAGAAUAAACAACAGCGGCGAAGUAGACAACAGUAAGCGUGGCACCGAUUUCAUUUUUACUUAGAAAUAUUUAGGUAAUAGACCACAAAAUAUCUGUGUGAAUUCAGAUAAAUUAGGUUUUUUCUGUCUUUCUCUUAAGGUGAAGUGAUGCGAUAUUUUCGUUCUUUUGAAAGUUAUGCUCUUUUCAGUUGCAAAACUGAAAACAUUAAGUAUACAAACUGUCGCCUCUCAACCCACACAGCAAAAAAAUUAACUUUUGCAUGCUACGCAUGCCUAUGUUCUACUUUGUGUCAACUUACUUGUUUCGAAUCAGUUAUUUCAGUUUUUUUUUUUGGUUUAUACAUAUUUCCAAUCGAGAUUGUAUGUACCAUCCGAUUCUAAAAUUUUGUAUGUUUAUACUACUAUACUUGUAUAUUUUCACUAAAAGCUCCUGGAGUAAAUGUCCUCUGCGGCGAUAAAACCAUGACCAUUGUCAUCCCAAAGACCCUCCUCCGUGGUCUUGAUUUAAAGAAUCUUCGACUCCUGGACACCAAAUGUAAAGGCAAAGAAGGACGGACCCACCUUAGCGUUACAACAUCAUUGACGGGCUGUAAAACUGUCAGCAGAUAUACACCCACAGCUAUCAUCUACUCCAACACACUGAAAAUACCCGUGGCCGCUAAAAGUGCUGUAACACGCGUACAUGACAUAAAAGUGCAGUUCAGCUGCUAUUACUCAGCGCAUGGUAUAGUUUCAUCGCUUGGUUGGACGCCAAUUAAAACAACACUUGAGCUUCGAGAAGAGGCCAAAGGGAACUUGACACUGUCGUUGAGAAUGUUUCACAACAAGGCAUUUGUGAAUCCUUACACGAAAGUUGAUUUCCCUGUUGCUGUGGAGCUGCGUAGACGAUUGUACUUUGAGGUAUCCGUGGCAACAGAUGACAAAAAGCUGUCAGUCAGGGCUGAUCGAUGUUAUGCCACGCCCACCCGGGAUCAAAAGAAUUCUCUGAAAUAUGAGUUUAUAAAGAAAGGGUAUGUUUAGUGAUAAAUGUUUUGGACACUUAAUUUCUACUCCUUUCGAAAAAUUACUCUUGGUUUAUUUUGCGGUUACUUGAGACGUUUUCCUAAGCAAGUUAGUGACAAGUAAGAAAAAUUGGACACACUUCGUAAUCUUGAAUUCCAUGAUGAUCAACAUAAGUUAAAAAAAAAAACUUUUGUUAAGGAUAUUCUUAGGUAUAAUUUCACCUUGAUCAAGGAAAUUUGCUUUACUUUAGCUGCCCAAGUGACGUAACGGUGAAAUAUCAUUCAUCGCCUUCUUCUCGUGCUCAGCGGUUCAGCGUGCUCAGCGGUUCUCGUGCUCAGCGGUUACUUGAGACGUUUUCCUAAGCAAGUUAGUGACAAGUAAGAAAAAUUGGACACACUUCGUAAUCUUGAAUUCCAUGAUGAUCAACAUAAGUUAAAAAAAAAAACUUUUGUUAAGGAUAUUCUUAGGUAUAAUUUCACCUUGAUCAAGGAAAUUUGCUUUACUUUAGCUGCCCAAGUGACGUAACGGUGAAAUAUCAUUCAUCGCCUUCUUCUCGUGCUCAGCGGUUCAGCGUGGAAGCCUUUAAGUUCAUUAGUGCUCAUCCCUUUGUUUUCGUCCACUGCCAAGUGACUGUAUGCAAUGCAACCAACCCAGGUUCCAAAUGCUCGAUGAAAUGUCCUUCAAGUGGCCGAGGGAAACGUGAGCUGAGUGAUAACGUGACUUACGACGUGUACUCUUUAGUGCAGGGACCCCUGCACCUGACGCACGAGAAAAGAAAGGAGAACCGCGGGAGAAUUCUGGAUAAGACUGGUACGUCGAUGAGCUGUUUCCGGGGACACAUAUUAGGGAUGCAUCCUGAGGAUAAAUUCUAUCCCCGGCCCCCAGUACCCCAUGGACCCCUCUUGAAAGGCCCCUCAAGAUUUUUGAGUUGUGAAAAAUAUCUCUGAUAACUUUCCCCAUUCCCAAAAUGAUUCACCCUUCUUUGUUUGUAUAUUUUUUUCCCGACCUAAUUACAAACGUAUUGUUACGACAUCUUAAACCAGCAUGGUACAGUAUGACGCUUCGCAAGUGAGGAUUUUUCAACUUUGCAGUGAAAUUUCUUUUGAAUUAAGUCUAUAUUCCCCCUUUUCUGUGACGUCCCUAGGUUCCAGUCCUCACAUUCCGGAGGCUCUGUCCGCUGACAAUCAUCACAAGUAGCUUCAAACUCAUUUACACUUGGACUUGAACCACUGAAGGAUGUUUGAGCUGGAUAUUCGUAUAAAGGGUGUUUCACAAGUUCGUGCCCAUUUUUCUAAAAGGCUAUAUCUUACUUAUUUUUGCAUUCUGGAAGCCGUAUCUUUAAAAAAAUUACCUAAUUUUGCUUACUUUAACCAAGUUUUAUAGUCAUCCAAAAGUUGAAGGGGAAAAAAACAUAUUUAAAAUAAUUUUCCGGCAUCACAGAAAUAAUUUCUGUGAUGGCUAACCGACUAAUAAAAAGCACUCACUUUUCGCGUAAUUGUUUUUUUCUUUUUCGUAAUUUUUACAUCGCUAUUGACCCGGAACAAAUAAGAAAUAUUUUUUUUCCUUUUUUGAUGUUUUUAUUAUUAUUAUUAUUAUUAUUAUUAUCAUUAUUAUUAUUAUUAUUAUUUCAAGGUAGCUAAAGAAUCGUAUUAAUCCUUAAAAUCCUGUUAUCUCUUCUACUUCUCCAGCUCAAGCAUACCUCUUAUAUUUAGACGCUGAAUAAUCUCAAAAACUGACGAAAAAAAUAUGCGGAACAGCGACAACAGCAAACAAACAAUUGUAACUUACAAAUAAUUUUGAUAUUUAAGUUCGGUUCUUGAGGUUACUCACUGAUCUAACUCAAACAGGACUGUCGAAAAGAUUUGAUAUGUGUAAGGGUGCCUGCGCCUAUAUUUUUCUCAUUUUGUAGUACGGAAUGACAGAACUGGCUCUUCAAUCAGCUGUUAGUCGAAAAGGGAUUAUUACUGAAGAGAUUUUAAACCUGUCUUUAGUAAGACUGAAUAACCACUGAAUGCUAGUUUGCCGAGUUAUAGAAAAACUCAGCAGCACUUUUCUAGGAAAAGAAGAUGGUUUAGGAUUGGCCAUCCUUAGAGGCAUUGCAGGUGAUCAAGUUAAGAAUUAAUAGUAUGACAUCUUACUAAUGAGCCAGCAGCUUUAAACGUUAAUGAUGCCGCAUAUAGUGCUGUGAUGGGACGGCAGGCAGAAGGUUACUGAACGCGAAGAAUUAGAACUUUCCUAUUAAGGCGCUAGCACAAGAAAAUAAUCCAAGAUUGAUUGAAGCUUCUGUUUUUUCCAGUCUUUGAAAAUUGAAAAAUAACUGCAUUAAGCUUUUGAGGUACGGGAUAUUGAAUCGAGGUUUUAAGUUUUACGGUAGUGAUGAAGAGUUAUUAAGGAACAUCAGCUGGUUGACAGAGCCUUUUUCUCAAGUUUAAUAUUUUAUUUUAAAGAAAUGGUGAAGGGAAAUGAUGUGGGUAUUAACUUACACAUAAAAACAGGCAUAGUGCUCUUAUAUACACGAGUGAUUGGAUGUUACGAGAGCAUAAGGUUGACCAUAAUGGAUAAGAUGUUUUCAUCCCGGAAACUCUCUGCUCAAGAUAUUUUUGACGUGGUGUUCAGUUAAUACUUAGGUAUCCUGCUGGGGAGCUGUUGCUUGAAAGUAAAAUAAAUUGAAGAAACAGAAUUUUGCCCUCAUUUAUUAGAUCACAUUCAAGACGUAAAAUGACUCCUUGAGCCUUUGGAAGAAAAAAAAGCGGGAAAGGUUGAAUCAUUACCUUCGUCAUUGUCGUUAUCAUUUGUAAAUCAUUUGAGCUUUUCUCGUAAUUGGAAUAUAUUUCUUAACAUACAAUAGAGAUGUUAUCUCGCCAGCUUUAGGUUCAGCAAUCAUCAGCCUCAUUUCCUUGUUUACCUACUCACUUAGUUUUCCACUCAGUUAAGGAGUCUCCAACGUUGCCCAAAUCAGAGUGGCAGUCAAGUAUUUGCACAACGUAUUCGUAAUGUUAUAAGUGAUCCUUGGGAGAGAUUUGUCAUCUACUUUUUCCCUUCCUUGUGGACUUUUAAAGUCAUCGAAAUCGUUCACUAGGCUUUGUAUCGUGAUAGCACGGUGCCGUUCAUAGCUGAAAGAUGUUUUGUGACGUGUCUUUAAAUUUUGAGCUGUUCAAAAACUGCAAAUUAUGGAAAGAUUGUCAAAACGGACUUACAGUUAAAACCUACUAUUUUAGCGUAUGUCUCUUAAAUUGUUGAUAAGUCAGGUAACUUUCGAAACACUGCGAAUUGCAGAACGUGAUCAAACUUUAGUUUUGAGUACUCCAUUUCAGUCUAAUUUUCUUUCACCCAAGAUCCUGUGAGCCAUUUGUGGGAAAUAACGCCGGGGGGUGGGUGCACGCCUUCGCUUCGCUCACUGCUCACGCUUUAAAUGGAAAAUGAACGUUAGCUCCUUAUCAAUUGUUCCCGAAAUGCAUCAUCAAAAGUGUUUUCAUUUAAUCGUUUACCCGUUUCGUAAUUAUUUGGUUUACUGACAAUCCCAUUCCUUGCAAUUGAAAACUUUAUUCUACGGCCCCCCUUAUAGGCAUUCACGCUAAACGGAACUUUGUUUACAUUUCCAUUUGUAACCUACAUUUUAUUCACUUGUGCCAUAAGAUUCUUGCUCUUCCUAUCAUCUUUACCUCUUUCCCUUUAUCAAAGGUGGUACUUGCCACCCACGAUAGAUUGCCGGUAUCUGAUGAAAAGUCAGACCAACGGGAUUCGAAGCAGUUUAUCCUAACAAAUUCUUGUUCCUCCGCAUUUUUUGAGAAAACUCGGCAGCGUUCUCUGAAAUCGUUCUCUGCAAUCAGAACGACCUCGCACACGCGUUAGAAGAAUAAAAAUCUUUUGUCUACUUAUAAUGAUCUCGUAGCCAUAUCGCUUGUCAUGCAUACAUUCCUAAAAUAGUACAAAGAUUUUAAUGUGAGUUUGUUGACCGCCCCUACACGAUUAAGAGCUUCUUCUAAAGGAAAUUCUGUCUUAUCCGGAGGAAACACGAAUCGUUGAUUAAGUGAUGGAGAAACUUAGCUGAAAAGGAGUUAUAUUGAAAUCUCAACAAUGUCUAGGAGAAUUCAUCCCCACGAUUUUUCUUCGCAAAAGGAGGACAAGAGGAUAUGGAGUUAACCUCAAUUUGAAGAACCUGAGUAAAUUUAUUAGUAACCAUCAUUUCAAAAAUAGAACAGAAGAAUAUAGCGUCAUCCAUAAUUUGAAGAACUUCAAUCCAUGUAUCAGUAAACAAUCAUUUCAAAUUAGAAGGCUUGACUUCAGCGGUCUGUCUUAUGACACGUGGGUGUUACACGACAUCUGAAGAUUUACGAGAUUCCUCUUACUCUGUCCCAGUUGACAAGAACUGCGGAAAAUAUUUAAAGUUCUCUUGGAAGGGGGAUUGUUUUAGUUUACCUGCCUUCCCAACGGUCUGGAAUCUGCUCUACGACUUUUUCGCCAAACUGCUUAACCUUUCACAUUAGUAUGAAAAUUCUCCACACUGUUCUUUAUAUAUUUCCCAAUGUGCUGACAAGGAGAAUUUGUUUGCUAAUCAAAAGAUUCCUUCCCUGGAGACCAUUUCCUUUAUUCUCAAGACCUUAAUGUGUGAUUCAGGGCUGAUACUGUAAGGAGAAAUUAGAUGCUAGUCACUCUAAGGGUAUAAAGGUCUAAACCUGUUUAUAAGACUGGGGAGGGAAAGAAAUUUGUACCAAGGGGGCGGUCGACGGUCAAAAAUAAGAAGAGGGUGGGGGUGGAAGAGUGAAGAUUUCCCCGCCCUGCAUCAAACAAAACACGGCCGGUUGAAUAAACGAUCGCGAGCUAGUUAACGUUAACUCGCCCUCAUAAGACGCCUGCAGUAAAGGCUACCCCUAUUCUGCUUUAGUUAUAGCACUGUUGAGAUCAACUGUGGGGGUUCAUCUUCCUUUGAUUUCUCACUUAAAGCCUCAUUGCAAAAACAGUGGUCUUCGUCUCAGUCUUUCAUUUAUAUUAUGUCCACGUGAGUGCACAGUUCCUUCAAACGAAUGAUCUCGUCAUAAAUGUGACCCUCUACGGGAAAACAGAGAAUAAGGUGAACGCAAGGCAGCGAUUGCUAGGCUGGUCGCUCUAGUCAGGAAGGAUCAAGAGACAACAAGUCCUUUUCCAGUCUUCUUGGUUCUCUUCAAAUAAAAUCAUUAAAGCUUUGUUUUGCUCAUUCUGCUUUUUCCAAAAAAGAAAUAUCGGUAAGCGCCCUGUCCUUGAUAAGCGCCCUGUCCCUAAUUACCGCCUUCCCUCGAAUGAGCGCCCUCCUUUGAGGUACCAAAAGUAAAUAAGCGCCCCGAGCGCUAAAUCGAAUCAUUACGGUGAAUGCCACGGCUGAAAUUAUACAGGGCCUAUGAACACGCUUAUUAAAAUAUCAAAUCAUACACAUAUACCCAAAGAAAACUGUCUAUCAGCCCUUUCACUAACAGAAGGGAAUCACAUUCAGCUCCUCCUUACAAUAACCUCACGCCCUCCGACAAAAAUGUGUAAUGAGAAUAGUCAAAUAUAUCCGCUACAUGCUAGUUUUACCUCGGUAUAAGAAAAUUAUUGGGAGCUAAAAUCGUGAAUUAAUAAUCACAACUUGGAAAAAAAUAUACUUAAAAUCAUGAGGUUGAGGGUCAGUGAUGAUUAGCCUAGAACCAUGAAUGAGAUUGUUACAAAAGAAAAAAAAUUCCUAAAUUGAUAUGAUUUGUUCACCAAGAAAAACCGAAACUACAUUACAUUCGUUUGAGUAUGUUUCAGGGUCUAAAAAGACAUAAAGUGAAAAACUCGACUAAGUGGCAUAAAAACGUCGCCAACAAGGUAUAUGAUUCUGUGUCUUACCUAAAACGUAUUAUGUGUUAAACUGUUUUAUAAGUAAUUUCUUAAGGAAAAAAAGAAAACCCACAUAGCAAACAAUCCAGAAAAAAGACGAAAUCAGAUUAUACACUUUGCAGUAGACCUCUCUUGAAAGUAGGAUUGUUCAAAACUUUACGCCCAAACCAAGAGAAAGUAAGGGGGUUAUUUUCUCAGGCCUGAGUUGAUUCCGCAAAAUGAACGUGGAAACAAGUCAAGAACAUUUGCAUCUGUUUUAUAGAACAAUCAAUCGAUAUCCUAUUUUAUAAUCCAUGACGCCGGACUCUAGCUUGACGUAUGUAGGUCCUAGAGCUGCAAUGCGUCCUUCAGUGCUCACUGCAAUCUUAUACAGGAAAUAGCCACUUUUGUAGAUAAAAACGCUUCGUACAAACUCACCAUCUUUGGUGUAUAUUCCAAUACAUAGGAGCUCUUUUUCAUCGUCAGUACUAGCCAAGACGACUUGUUGACUUUCCCUGUGAAAUGCAAUGUUUGGAAAGUGAACAAACCCUUUGAGAUCAAACUUACUUAGAUGAUCACCGAGUUCGCUAAAUAUGUGUACACAAUGAGAAGGCGUUUGGUCCACCACCAUAACUCUGCCAUCACUUACAGUGCUGAUGUCUCGCGGGCUCUUCAAAUUUUGUUCUCCAAAACUGCAAACAAACUGGCCAUCAGUCUCGUAUAGAUCCACAAAAUGAUAGUCCUUUGUAUAAUUGCCUUUCAAUACCAUCACUUUGCCACUAUCACUAACUGACAGUUUACACAGAUUGCACUCGAGGUCCAUUGUCCUCUCGCGAAACUUGUGAUACUGGUCAGCGGAUUUAUCGAACUUAAAAAUCCAACGCUGAUGAUUCUUUUCUUCAACCAGCACAUAAAUGUUGUCGUUUAUGUCUGUCGCCAGUUUAACCUUCCAGUUUUCUGUAGAUAGCUCUUUACCAUUGUCAUCAACAAGAGGAGGAAGUCUGAAACACUUCGCAAAUUUGCCACUAUUGUCAAACACCUUGAUUGUCAAGUCAUAGUCGGCUACAAUAUAUUGCCCGCUUGAGUUGGUAGCGAAACAGUGAAAGAGGCAGGUCAAAAUCGUUACCAGCUUUUAAGUAUGUCUAAGAAUAAUAACAGUCCAUCAGAAGCUUCAAAUAGUCACAACAGAAAUAAACGGUUUUAAACAUAAUCACUGAUUAGAAACUCAAUAUAUGUGAAUGCUCACAUGAUGACAAUGCAUAACUGUGCCGUGACUCAAAAGAUGAACUCAAACUGAUAAACAACACAAAAAAAUCAGUAUGAUCAUUCAAUAAUAAUUCAUUCUUCUUUAUCAAUUCAGAAUUGUUUUAAAAGGAUAACGAAAGACUUGUCUUUAUCAUAAAUUAGAGAUGACAGAAAAUUAUGAGGGGUAAUUCACUAUUGUGUUACUGCAUGUAUUUCUCGUUGGACUAAGCCUUCACCAAAGAUGUCAAAGCGGAGGAACGGGGAAAGUGCGGUUUUUGUCAGAAACUCUUAAAUAACUUGCUACAUUACUUUGUGUUCAUUCAGUUUACUGAUUUUCACUUGCCAAGGUUUAACUUCUGUGUCUUCAGUGCCACGAAUUAAUCUGUCCAAAAAUAAACAAUCUUCAACCUGUUUGGGUCACCGAGUGAUAAUCUGUUGAACUCACCGACAUUUUUAAGAUUAUUUAAAGUUUUUUUUUUUUCGCCCUAACGUUCAACUUACAGUUUUGAUAGCAAGAAAACGAAAAGGUUAAUUAAACCGAAAGGCUACCUUUAAUUUCAUAGCCUUUCCCAAGUUCAAAUAAAUUUAAUUAUUUCCCGUCUCUCGCACUGUGUGAGGGCUUUAAGAAAGUAUUGGGGAUGGGUAUAUUUAAGAUAACGACUGGGACGAUCAAAUGAACAAGACAAUGGGGUCAUGUAAUCACGAGGUUGAUCUACUGCUCGACGAAAGACUCUUGCAUUGAAUAAAUAGGCCAAGUUAUUUCCAUUCUCUACUCGCUUAUCUUUCCGGCGAAACGAAUUGUGUCGAGCUCAGCGCUGAGUAAAAAUGGCACGCAAGCGAGUGAAAUAGAUCUCCGUUUAAGCGAGUUAAAUGAUACAGUAGCCGUGUCUGAAAUUUUCUUUUCAUUAACCGGGCUUUCGUACUUUUCUCGCCCCGCCAUCAAGCCGCAAGCCUUUAAGCGAAAUUUGGAAACAAAUCAACAUGCGCUCACAAAUUUUCAUUAAUAGUAGGCCCUUUGAAUUGGCGGUAAAACUAAAACAAUACGAUCAAAACAAUUUUUAACGGUCUAUCAGCGCUUAAACUGAACGCUCAAAAACGCAAACGGUUCAACAGUGGACGUGUAGUGAUAUGAAUCAUUUGUUGGAGUCAGCUUUCAUAUGGCUCACGACUAAGAGCAAAAAUUUAACAUGAUGGGAAAACAAUUUGUUAAAUCAAUAGUCCUUUUUAUCAAACUGAGGACGGGAGUAAUACGAAAAAAGGGCGGAAGUUGGGAAGCAAAGGGCUGCAAAAGUACGGGAGGUGUGAGAACGUGGUACGGGAAGUUGGAGGCUGUGGGGCAAGAGUUGUACUCGAAAUUCAACGAAAUCAUACAAAAAAAAAAAAGAACGAAAGAGGUCGAAAACAAGAAAAAAUUCAGCAAGUGGUAAAUUUUGCCAGUAUUGACUAUAUUUCAGCUUUCACUAGAUACAAAAAAAUUACGUUUUUCAUUAGCGGGCAAGAGUUCCAUCUGGCCCGCUUGAGUAGCCAAGCAGAGCAAAGGACUCGCAUCAUCUCAUCCACAUGCUCUGCUAGGUAUGAAUUAAUUAGCAUUUACUGACAAGUUUGAUUUGAUCUCCAAGGAUCAUUAUACUAAUUUUUUACCAUCCAACGCGACAAAGUUCACUGCAGAAAUUGGUCUUGUUUGAAAAUUGACACGUAGAAAACAACAGCCAAAUACAAUACUAAAUUUGAUUAAUGAAACAUUCGACAGGAAAAGCACAAGUGUUCAAAACUACUUAAGCAAACACUGGGCCUAUCACAGCAGUAACUGUCCAAGCAUUAUGCUUAAAGGACAGAUAAGGCUAACGUUAAGAUUAUCGAAAAAGAGGAACACCAAGAUUAAAAUAUAAAAUGACGCACAUACAUGAGAGAGACUGGAUAUCAACCCCUUUCACUCACACAAGAGAAUCACAUUCAACUUCUCCUUACAAUAUCCAUACAUUAUCCAGUAAACAGGUAAUGAGAAUAAACAAAUAUCUCAGCUUAUUGCUGUGUCAGAUGUGUCGCCUUGCCAUGACAUAAAAAAAAUAUUUCCUCUCAGUAAAAGGAGAUGUAUGGCAGUUACAAUGUGCAAUUUUAUUAAUACAUCUAAAGAAGUGAGGACCACAAGGCUGAUUGCCAAAAAAGCAUCAUAUCUCAAGCUAAGCCUAGAGCCACCAAUAAAGUCCCUACAUGAUCUAUGAUGUAAUGCUUAUUUUCCAGGAAAAUUUCAAAACCGCAUUGCAUUUGUUCAAUUAAAUUCCAACGCAUCAAAAGUUAACAAAUUGAGGAUAUGAAACCUUUCAUUUUGGGCAUGAAACUUUAGUCUCAAGUUACAUCAUGGCAUGCGAAAAGUAAAGGCAUUUUGCUUAUUAUGUUAAUUACAUGAUUAUUGCUGCAAAGUACCAAUCCAUCCUUAAAAAUGAUUAGUCUGUAAACUAAACGUGAUUUUUAAAUAAUGCAAGUAAUUUAGUGUUAACAACUGGGUUGAAAACGUAAAUUAGCCACCGUAAAGGGUAAAAAAGCUGACGUUUCGAGCGUUAGCCCUUCGUCAGAGCAAUUUCGUUUUCAACCCAGUUGUUAACACUAAAUUACCUGCUAUACUCUCCCACCGACGCAGCACCACAGUUUCUUUAGAAACUUACCCCUUUAUUCAUUUUUAAAUAAUGAUUACUUGGCGUGUUGCAUCUUCAUGCUGGGUUAGUACUGCAAUGCGUCCCUCAGUGGUCCCUGCAAUCCCAUCCAGAAUAACGGACUCUCCCAUAGGGAUAACAGUACUUUGCACAAACUCACCAUCUUUGGUGCAUAUUAGUUUAGUCAGGAGGUCUGAAUUAUAUUCCUUAAGAGCGGCCACAAUGACUUGUUGACUUCCCUUGUGAAAAGCAAUUUUUGGAUAGGUCGUAGACAUUGGCAAAUUGAACUUGUUUAUAUAAUCACCUUGUUCGCUUAUGCACCACCAUAACUCUGCCGUCACUUACAGUAGUGAUGUCGUACGGGCUCCUCAAGAUUUGUUCUCCAAAACUGCAAACAAACUCACCAUUAGUCUCAUAUACAUUUACAAUCCCAAAAUUUUCUUUUACAGUAACUCUUCAGUACCAGCAUUUUACCACUAUCACUGACUGACAAUUUACAUAGCUUAAAGUCGAAGCCCAUCCUCCUGAUUUGAAGCGUGUGAUGCUGGUCAGCGGUUUUGUUAAACCUAAAAAUCCAGUUUGAGUCCAUACGACUCUCCUCGCUGACCAGGACAUAAAUGUUGUCAUUCGUGUCUGUGGCCAGAGGAAACGACCAGGUUUUAAUUAAUAGCACCUUACCGCUGUCAUCAAUAAGAGGAGGAAUUCUGAAACGUCUCACAAAAUUGCCAUUGUUGUUGAACACUUUGAUUGUCAAGUCAUUGUAUGCUACAAUAUAUUGCCCGCUUGAGUUGGUAGUGAUACCACGCGGAUUAUUUAACCCGUGAACCUCUACGCCAUCAUGACCAAGUAUCCAUGAUACACAACAGUUCUCCAUUCCCUGUUUACCGAGUAUUUCUCUUACUCUCCGAUCUCGCAGCAGAUCAACUCUCUCCUUUCCUGCAUCAAUCUCGGGCCAUUGUGGCAAUGAUUCUUUAACGGAUAUUGUUUGUGUGAUAUCGUGGGCGAUACAAUUAACAAGAUAUACACCGGAAAUAACUUUCCAGCGUUCUUUGUUAAAUAAACUCUUCACUGCCCUGAUUCCUGUUUUGAGCUGUUGUUGAAGACUUUGCUGAACCACUGGCAGACCAUUUAGCUUUUCAAUACACACUUUACAUGGUGCUACAGCAUCUGCGGGAUGGUCUAUUGUUUCUAAUACUGUGGCCAUCACUCGGUACUGCAUUGCUAUGAUGCGGUCAGUUGUUGAUAGCGCUUCAUUUGGAAAAAUUGAUUCCACUCAUUUCGAAGCUUCAACAUCCCCCCUCUCCCCGGCUGAGUAACGCACAGGCAUUUGACUGUCUUCCGGGGGAGGAGAGAAAUUUUGAACCCUUCCUGGGUAGAGUGAGGAACUUAAACCAGAGCUGUCAUGUGAAAAAGGCAUUCUUUUUUCUCCUGGUCUUUCUUAGGACACUAGUUUCGAAAUUCAAUACUAUUUUUACAUGAUUUGUACGCAUUUGCGACGACUGAUUUCUGAUCGCACAUUCCAGAUUAUUGAAGAGCUGAUGUGAAGAAAACGAACCACCGUGAUUCAAUACAGUUAAGUUGCACGCGUUGUAUCGAGAGAAUGUUAUUAAGGAAAGUCAUGAACAAAGCCAUUUUUUGAUAUCCAAGGUUCGCAAGAAAGAAAUUUGUUUCUAAAUAUCUCCUUGUUAUAUCAGUCAGUUUUCUUUUUUUUACUUUUUUCUCUUAUCCUCACAAGAGAAAAAUCCGCAUUACAAAAUGUGACUGUAACAAACAGAACUUUGGGAGAGAUCUCUGUUGCUGUUGCUGAACCUUUUCCUAUUCCUUAAAUUUUGGAUCUGCAUACUAGUUUUUCCUCUGUUGUACUUUAUUAUCAAUUUCGACUUUACUUUCUUUCCUUUCUUCUUUUUUUGUUUGUUUUUGUUUUUUAAUCUUGAAGAUUCUGCAGGCCGAUACCCGGAAAAAGACGGCCGUUUUUUUCCUUUUUCGUACUCUGUUACCCUCCAUCUUUGGUGCCCUAACUCUACCUUUGAUUUUUGUUGUCCUGAUUUCUUUCUUUAUCAAAUAGAAAACCUCGAGCAACUCCACGAUGUAAGUCAGCUCCUUCUUGUAGGCGUAAGAAUACAGCAAAGUCUGAAAGCUCUAAUGAAUCAGGGUAAUACAUAGUAACUUUCACGGUUUCUCUCUAUCUUUUUCUUUCAUUUCUACUUCAAAACUCUAAUCUUUCUGUUCGCUCUAUACCCAUCUCAGUCAUUUCGUCCCAUCUUUCUAUAAAUUAAUCGUUAAUUCACGACUGCCGAUCAAAAAAUUCAAAUCAAACGCACGAAGUGCAUUUGAUUCGAAUUUCUUUAUCGGCCUAAGUGACAAUUUUGAAGCUUGUGGUUUCGUUUAGGGUGUGCAAAGCGGAUCUCAAUAGAAAUUAGGACUAUGCUAUACAGUUUCCUGUUCUCACAAACGCAGAUGCACUUAUGAAGUUUUUCGAUUAUUUUACCCUAACAUUUACCCUAACUUGUUAUCAGUUGACUGUCGUUGGGUUAGGGGAGGGGUAGGAGCGUAUUUUCUCCAACAGUGAUUCCAAGUUCAGUUUUAAAGUGACAAAGAUACUUAUGUAAAGUGAAACCAGUUUCUUUACUGAAACGACGAUGGCCAUUAAGGCCCAGUGUGACCAUCAGACCUACAGUUCAAACUUCCGCCGACCCAGGCGAUGUUAGAACUUUAUUCAAGACAACAUAUACCACAGUGGUUUCAAAAGAAGCUUUCUGAUAUUUUGUCACAGCCAGCACCAAAUAGUAUUAUGUCAAGAAUCAUUAUCCGUCUUUUUAUUUGCAGUGCUUCAGCUCCGGUGCUUCUGCUCAAAAUAAAGAAGAAGUCAACAAAAUCGCACACAACCAAGGUUAGUUUUUCUCAAACUUCUUGUAGAAAGUGCAGUCCGUUUGUACUGAAUAUGCACUUAUUCCAUGGGAAGUCAUUUCAGUUUUUUGAGCUCCUCUUCACGAUACGUUUGACUUGCUACAACUGAAUAGUAUACACUUUAUAUUUACUUUGUAUAUGAGUUUAUCUUCCACAUUCAACCUGUUUAACUCUAUCGUCCUUAGUUUGCCUCCGUUGUCGAAUUUUUUUAUCCUCUCCAAACAUCGUGUUUGAUUUCCAGAUCAGCCAUUCAACUCUACGAAAUCGUUCUAACUUAGCAAAUUCUAGCCGAACGUGCAAGAUUUUUAAGAACUCUUCGCGCCGAGUGACCACCUUACCUCAGAUCAAAGAGCGUGGAGCAGUUAAAGCGAUUUGUUGUACGGUUCUCUGUUUGUUAGUACUAACAGCACUGAUUAAAACUUCGAAGAAUUCAUUCGCACCGUAAAAAUAUUCAGUUAGCUACGCAUUCAGUUAGUUUUCCGCUUAUACGAGCUGUUAAUCAAACGAACCCACAAUCAAGGGUUACAAAGCCACUUUAUGACCACGGAACAUAACAAAGUUUUUUCGUUAUCAACACAGCCACGCUAGCGCGUUGAUCCGUGCUUUCAUUCCAAUGUUUAGUGACAUCAUGAUGCAAAACUCACUUUUGUGAAGACUGCUAAAUAUCUGCUGAGUAAGAUUUAAAAACGAAUAAUAGGCAAUGAUAAACCCCGCUGAAUACCCGCAAUGAUAAAUCCUCUUUUCCACUCGACUUUAUCAUCACACCUCUGCCCUCGUGUUGCUGUGAUGGCUGCCAGCGUUACGAGGAAGACUGGAGACCAGUCAAACCUUGCAUAGGGUAAUUCAGUAUUAUCCAUUGAAUUGAUAACGUAAAUUAGCCACUGUGAAGAGUAUCAAAGAGGCCAAUUGAUUUAAUUGUGAAGGAAUUGAAAAACACUGCAUCUCAUCGUGAAACACACAAUAUAACACAAUUAUUUUAAUGAAUUAAAAACGAUUGUGAAGAAUCUUUCGUUGAACUCUGAUGUGUACAGGGGAAAAAUUACGAGACAGAGAUUCCCAAAUAUGUCCAUCGAGAUUCAGAAAUGGAUAAGCUUAACACUCAAACGGUUUACCUGCUAUACCUUCGAAUGAAAAAAGGAAAAAAAUGAAAAACAAAAGUAAAAGAGUGUAAAAAGAACUGAUCAUGUGCAUGUUGUUAACAUAAACUUGUGACGUUACACGGAAGAGGCUGACCCGCUGGUUCAUUCUCGACAUGCGUAUGAUUUCAGACCAAAUUGCAUUCCACUUAAUUCAAUUACCAUUAUGAAUUAAGUUAUCUUUAGGGAAACCAAGAGUUCCAGCGCUGUCAAUCUCCCUUUCGUUCCUAUCUUCACGUUCCUGUAAAAGAUGCCUUAAAAUCGCUUUAGCGCAUGGAGAACGACAAGUAUUCCCUCGACAAACGAACAGGAUUUUUCGAUAUUUAGAAUCCACCAUCUUAGAUUGCAAUAAGGCGAAUGAAUCGUAAAGUGCCUUUAUGCUAAUUUGCAUCUUGUUAGAAGGGUAUAUUAUUCAUCGCGCACGUGCAUUGGGAAUCAACCAACUUGAAAACAUAUGGAAGCUCUUUCUUUCAAGUUCUUGGAUAACGACAGCUAUAAACACCAAAAUUUAAUUAUAUCCUUCGAAUCCUGUAGUGUUGUAACUAACGAAAAGUCCACGAUUCUUUUCAAAUGAAGGAUAUUUAUUAGGUAAGAAUGCCUUGCGCCGCUAACGUGGAGGGGGACAGAGAGGCAGGAGCCCGGGAGAACAGAGGUCAGAAGAGGGCGGGAGAAGGGAUCUACACGAGGACGGGAAGCAGGAGCAGAGACUGAAAAGGCACUCGUUUGUUAUUUCUUAGAGCUUAUCAUUCAGUCAAAAACCUGUACUCAGCAAAGUUUUUUUUAGUGUGACCUAAUUCCAUUUAAGGUCCACCGAAGCAUUAAAGAUAAUUUAAUUCGUGCAGAAACAUAAACGUGUAAUCAACCGGUGUAAUUAGAUAUCUCUCGAAGUCGGUUACGUCAUAGGUCAUGAAUGAGAUAAAAGGAAACAUGUACACAGUGUUAGCAGUAGUAGCAGUCCGAAUUAUUCAGCGAGCAAAGCGAGUCACGUCCAACGUCGUCCAAGGACAUCUUGAUAAGCCGUAGUAUUUUUAUAUGUGGCAAUGAAAAAUCAGACCUCAUUUCUGCAACAUGCUUCUGUUAAAAUCACACAAUCACAAAGCUGAAUCAUACUGCUAGUAAAUAAAUGUAUCAUGUAAUGUAUUAACAACUUUUAAACCUUUCUGGAGAGGUUUCAAAAAGACUUCAACUUCUCAAAGAAAUCCGAGUAGUUUUAAAACGUGACUCCGAGAUCAGCCGAACAAUAAUGGGCAUUAACGGUCUAUCAGCGCUUAAAUUGAACGCCCAAAAAUGCAAACGGUUCACUAAUGGAUGUGAUGUGUAGUGAUAUGAACCAUUCGCUGAAGCCAGCUCUCAUGUAGCUCAUGACUACAGCUACUUCCCACGAAGAGCGAAUAUUACACAUAAUUUAAAAGCAAUUAGCUAAAUCAAUAGUCCUUUUUGUCAAACUGAAGACGGAAAUAAUACAAAAAAGGGUGGGAGUUGGCAGGCAAAGGGCUGGAAAAGAACUGGAGGUGGAGAACGUGGUACGGGAAGUUGGAGGCUGCGGGAUAAGAGUUGUACUCGAAGUUCAUUGAAAUCAUAUAAAAAAAGAAGUUAAGGGAAAACAAGAGCAAAUUCAACAAGUGGUUGAAGCAAGAGUUCCAUUUUGCCCGCUUGAGUAACCAAGCAGAGCAAAGGACUCGCAUCAUCCCACCCACGUGCUCUGCCAGCUAUGAAAUAAUUAGCAUUUACUGAUAAGUCUGAUUUGAUCUCUAAAGAUCAUUGUACUAGUUUUUUACCACCUAAAUUUGUCACGCGACAAAGUUCACUGUAGAAAUUGUUCUUGUUUGAAAAUUUUCACGCAAGAAACAACAGCUAAAUAAAAUACUAAAUUUGAUUAAAGAAACAUUCCACAAGAAAGCACAAGUGUUCACAACUACUUAAGCAAACAUUGGGCCUAUCACUGCGUAACUGUCCACGCAUUAUGCUUAAAAGACGGAUAAAAGCUAAUGUUAAAAUUAUCGAAAGGCAGGAACACCAUGAUUAAAAUAUAAAAUGACGCACAUAUAUGUAAGAGAGACUGGAUAUCAACCCCUUUCACUCACAGGAGGGAAUCACAUUCAACUUCUCCUUACAAUAUCCAUACAUUAUCCAGUAAACAGGUAAUGAGAAUAAAAAAAUAUCUCAGCUUAUUGCUGUGUCAGAUGUGUCACCUUGCCAUGACAUAAAAAAAAUAUUUCCUCGUAUUAAAAGAAGUUAUGUGGUGGUUACAAUGUCUAAUUUUAUCAAUACAUCUAAAUAAGUGAGGAUCAUAAGGCUUGGUUGCCAAAUAAGCAUCAUAUCUCUAGCUAAGCCUGGAGCCAUCAAUGAAGUUCCUACAUGAUCAAUGAUGUAAUACUUAUUUUCCAAGAAAAUUUCAAAACUGUAUCGCAUUUGUUCAGUUAGAUUCCAUGGCAUCAAAAGUUAAUAAAUUGAGGCUAUCAAAGCUUUCAUUUUGGAUACGAAACUUUAGUCUUAAGUUACAUCAUGGUGUGUGAAAAAUAAAGGAAUUGUACUUAUUAUGUUAAUUUCAUGAUUAUUGACUCAAAGCACCAGUUAAUCCUUAUUAGUAAUUAGUCUGUAAACUAAACGUGAUUUUAAAUAAUGAUUACUCCACGUGUCAGUAAAUUUUUAAACUGGGUUACUAUUGCAAUGCGUCCCUCAGUGGUCACUGCAAUCCCUUGUAGAUAAGAGAUGGACUCUCUCAUACGGAUAGGAGCACUUCGCACAAACUCACCAUCUUUGGUGUAUAUUUCUAUACACAAGAUGUCUGAAUUAUAUUCCUCAAAACCGACCACAACGACUUGUAAACUUUCCCUGUGAAAUGCAAUUUGUGGAUACUUCAGAGACCUUUGCAGAUCAAACUCAUUUAUAUAGCAGCCUUGUUCGCUACUUAUGUGAACACCUGUCGGAUUCCAUCCUUGCACCACCAUAAUUCUGCCAUCACUUACAGUAGUGAUGUCGCGCGGGCCACUCAAGAUUUGUCCUCCAAAACUGCAAACCAACUGACCAUUAGUAUCAUAAACAUUCACUUUACGACGUAACAUUUUAUGGUUACUCUUUAGUACCACCACUUUACCACUAUCACUGACUGACAGUUUACACGGUUCUAAGUCGUCGCCCUUUGAACUGAUACGAAACUUGUGAUGCUGGUCAGCGGUCUUGUUAAACUUAAAAAUCCAGUCUGCGUUCUCAUGACUCUUUUCUUGGAUCAGGGCAUAAAUGUUGUCAUUCAUGUCCGUGGCUAGCUGAACAGCCAUGGUUUUAAUCGAUAGCUCUUUACCGCUGUCAUCAAUAAGAGGAGGAAUUUUGAAACGUUGCACAAACUUGCCACUCUUGUCAAACACCUUGAUCGUCUUGUCAAGGUCUGCUACAAUAUAUUGCCCGCCUGAGUUGGUAGCAAUACUACUCGGAUUAUUUAACCCGCGUUCCUCUUCGCCAUCAUGACCAAGAUUCCAUGAUAAGCUACAGUUCUCCAUACCUCGUUUACAAAGUAUUUUUGUUACUCUCCAGUCUCGCAGCAGAUUAACUUUCUCCUUUCCUGUAUUAAUCAUGGGCCAUUGUGGCAAUGGUUCUUUAAUGGAUACUGUUUGUGUGACAUCGUAGGCGACACGAUUGAUAAGACAGACAUCGGAAAUAACUUUCCGUCGUUCUUCUUUGUUAAAUAAUCCCUUCACUGCCCUGAUUCCUUUCCUGAGCUUUUGUUGAAGACUUUGCUUAACCACUGGCAGACCGUUUAGCUCCUCAAUACACACUUUACAUGGUGCUACAGCAUCCGCGGGAUGGUCUAUUGUUUCUAAUACUGUUGCCAUCACUCGGUACUGCAUUGCCAAGAUGCGGUCAUGUGGUGAUAGUGCUUCAUUAGAAAAGGCAUCUGUUGCUCUUUCACGAGCUCGUUCGAAUCUCUUCUUUGCAUUGGCAAGCUUUCUCAUGGCAGAUUCGGUAAGCUCCAAGUUUUUCAUUCGUUCAGUGAGCGAUACAGCUUCCGCGCAAGCUGCUUGUUCUUUAUCCGCGUCAUACUCACUCCUCGACCCUGUCUCUUCAAAUGCUUCAUAGAGCAGCUCGAUUCCUUCUCUAAAGAAGCCAAUACUUGCUAACAAAUCUUUCCUUGAUAAUCCAUCCAGCUUGGACUUCAUGUCAUCGAUCUCUCGCAUGAUGAUGCCGCGAAACUGUUGAUCUGUUACGUCGCCAUCUUUAAGCUUUUUUGCUGCCUCAUCUCUGCCUUUAUCCACAAGCCAUCCAAUAGUCACUUUGAAAACUGCUUUUAUGAUCGCAGACAUAAUGACAGCUUGGAACUUAGUAAUCAGAAGAAAUUGGGAGCUUUUUUCAGCAAAUCUUCACAAUAAGUAACUUCUCAAGCGUAGAAUUUUCGCUAACGAAGGCUAUUAUUAGAUGAGAUUUGCAUGACAUUCAUACCCUUUUGUUUUGAGUGACUUACUCUCUAAUUGCUUUGAUAUUCACGUCUUUAUCCGCAGUUCACCUAUAUGAUUUUCAUACAUUCACAGUCAUUUACUCUCUAACGGUCGGCAUUAUGUACCAUUCGGCCACGAGACACGUGUGAGUUGCAAGUUUAGUCAGAGGAGAAGAUAGAUCGAAGGACUGUUGGAAUAUAAGAAUAAUAGAACGGGGAAAGAGGUAUGUCAUCUUCUUUAUUUUUGUGUUUAUAUACUAAAACGUGUACAAACAAAGAUAGUUUUGAUUUAUCUUUAUACACACCCCGUGUGUACGAGUUUAGGACAUUUCAAUUAGUGCAUAUUGUAUGGUAAUGCUUAUUUUAAUUAAUUGUACUUGAGUUUUUACGAUCUGCUGGGGCAUGUCGUCAUCGAAUGUAAAGAUUGGCGCGAAACCGUCACAUUGUGUAGUCGCUUAUUGAAGAGUCUUCCGUUCGCCUUGCCGUAAAGCAGAGCCAAUUCGUAACUUUUCGGUAAGUUUGUCCUCUUUUUUUCCCUGCUGAUGUUAUUCGUUGUCGUUCAUGAAAGCUUUAAUUGACAUGGCAACGAGAAUGAACUCUACUACGGUUUGCUGGCCUCCCGGUUUACCACAGUUUGCACGCGUCGGUUAGUCUGAAUGUUUAUCGUAUUAAGUAGUAUUAUGACGUGCAUUAAAUGUCGAUUGUCGAGCUCUCUUUUCUUUUCAGACUCGCGCUUACUUUUCAAAAAGAGUUUAACUUCAACGGCUCUCUGAACAUUGCAGGAGUACGUGAGAAGUUGGAUUUUCUGUGCCUUUGUGUGCAGAGUUUGACGCCAUGGUAAGAAAACUGUAUCCUUGAUCUGUUUUGACAUUUUUCAAAGUGAUAUCGGAAUGCGUUAAUUGCAAACACUAUUUUUGGCACACCAAUUAAAGCAUUCCGAUAUCCCUUUCAUUGGGAUACGGCUACACGUAGGCUAAAUCAGAGGGUGAAAGACUGAAUUUCUAUUUUUGGACUCAAACCCAUACGCUGAAUCAUGAUUUCAAACCAGAUAUCGUUAUCGCUCAGCUUUGCAUUUUAGGCUACAGAACAUAACUAAUAUUUUGUUAUGAAUAAUAUGUCUCUCAUGCACGUCACUGCCCUUAGCCUUCUUUGAGUGUUUUAUGCAUCAUUAAGUAGUGCAAUGCAAUCAGAUGAUUAGAAAGUAAAAAUGCAAGUCGAGUCACUCAGAGCAAAACACAAUACAAAUCACCUAACAUUUUCAGCCGCGCGAUUCUUUUUACAAUAAGUUUAACCAAUCAAACAUGCUCUUCAUAACAUCAGCGAAUAAUUAGCAAGAUAAGGAAAUAAAACUGUGAGUUUUUUGUUCUGACUCGAAAAAAUUAAAGGAAUCUUGAAUCUUGUUUGUGUUUGUCCCAUGUGCGCUCGUCUAUCGCGUCCUAUUUAGGUUGAAAAAAAUUUUCAUCACUUAUGGUCAUGUGAGAUGUUAAAAUACUUCUUGACCGAGUUUGACUUGGCCGGAAUUUUUUUGUUUUUUUUGUUUUGUUUUUGAGCCGACUGGCAUAGUAAUAGGAGAGCAACCGAAUUACUUGAGGUAAUGAACAUUGAAUAAAGAUGAUAUGAAAAUGAUGAGGAUGGCAACACCUUAAGAGUAGCCAAAUACUCUGUAGGUAGACCUUAUUGGAAGAGCAGAAAAAAGAGGAAAAAUAUUAACAAAAAUACUUAAUAUGGUUUACAUUUAAAAAGCUGACCACCAGAGCUAAAGAGGGAAUCUUACCCAGGGUUAAUGGGGAAACCUUUGCUGAGAUACCUAUCCACUGAAAAUAUUCCAGAGUGGACAAUAAUGCAAUAAAAAAACUCUUAUUGUUUUGGUAAUUAAUCAGCUUGAAAAUGUACAGUCUAUUCAUAUUAUUAUACAAGAAAAACAACAACAACAACAACAACAAAGUAACAAAGCCAAAACCUGUAUUUAGACUUUGCCCUCUGGGCAAUACCGAGUAAAAAGUAUUAAUUGGCCAAGUUUAGAACGGGGUUCUUUUACAUUCCUGUACAAGGCCUCCUAUUCAUUAAACAUGUUAUUUGGAAAUUUUUAUCGCUCCAUUUUAUAGCGAUCUUGAAUAAUUGUGAAUUCUGCAAUUUUACAUUUGAUUUCCUCCACAUGUUAUACAUAGUUGAACACAUCAUUUCUAUGUUUCAAACUGCAUUUAGAAUAUAUAAGCAAAUUAUUUUCCGUUGGUGCUUUAAUUUACUGGAAGUAAUUAGGGUAUAAUAAUAAAAAGCUAAGUUUUUGCGUUUGUCUCACGAUGUAAUCACGUGUGAUGUAGGUCGCGACGUUUCGACUGCAUACUGCUAGUGUUCUUCAGGCGAUGAGGUCGACUGGUCAUGCGUAAUCUUAUAAAGCAUGAUGAAGAAGACUAGCAGUAUGCAGUCGAAACGUCGUGAUCUACAUCACACGAGACUAUAUCGUGAGACAAACGAAAAACUUAGCUUUUAUUGUUAUUUACCACGAUGAAUAACCACAACCUUUUUAACGUAAUUAUGGUAUGCUAUUACAUUUAAUAAGUAUAUUUAUAUAUAAUGAAAUAGCAUAUAAUCUAUACAACCACUACAAUUUUAGAUGGACUAUAAAAAAUAUCCUGAUUUUUUAGAUGAUAGGCUUAAUUUAUAUUUUUUUAUUGUAUCAGUUCAAAAUAAGUUUCUUAGUCACUCGCUUUCAGAGCACAAUAUGUGAAUUAAUAGCUUUUUGUGUGGUGUAUUUUAACUACAAUAGCUAGUUAUAGUCUGUGUAUUUUAGUGAUAAAAAUUCUAUUACACAUUACAUGAUUGAGAUUACAUGAAUCAUACACUGAUGAAAGAGAAACGGUUUUAAUAAAGUAUGACAUUUAAUAAUUUGUAACAAUUGGACAUCUCUUUUUUAAUUAUGUAUGGGCCUCAAAUAGGACAAGUCCCGAUAUCCUCAGUUUCAUUGUGGGUUUGCUUCAUCUAGGAAGCAAUUGAAUUUUGAACUAAAUUAUUUCGUCAAUGCAAUUUCAAACAUUUUGUAAUCAUUUGCAUGUGUCUUCUUCUAAGUCGCCUUUAGAAGUAGAAGUUUUGGUCAACUAAAGACAAGAUUACGAGAUUUAGGAGAAUUCUUAAAGUCCAUGAAAUGGUUAUUAAGGCUUGCUUUCAUGUGAUCUUAAAUUGUUCAUGGAUGGUUCAUAAGGAGACUUUCAUUUACUCCUGAAAGCUAAACUAAAGGUUCAUUUCAGAACUUUCGUACAUCACUAAGAAAUGACUGAAAUGUUUCUAAUGUUAGUCUUUAACUUACCUUUCAGGUAACUUAACUGAACUAUUUUAUCUUGUGUUAUUAAAUUAACACUGAACGUAUAGCGAUGUAUGCAGCAUUACAGAAAGUGUCACCCCUUCCAAAUGGAUAUCACUAGCAAAAUAACUUUAGGAAGACCGAUAAAUAUUCUCGUAGCUACAUGUACAUCAUGUGUUCUUUCUCCAUCUUCUGCUCCUUAUCUCAUGGUUCACUUUCUCUCGCCGAAAAUAAAGGGCAGCUGGUUUAACCAACUUUGACGAGCCAUGCACGAUUUCGUUCAAACUCUCUCAAUUUUGAAAAUACAACAUUGCAAAUACGCACAUGAUGAACACAAACUAACACACAACACAACAAGUCCAAAAUAACUAUCAAAGUGACCUUAUUCUUUUCUUCCUUGGCUUUCAUAAUCCCAGAAUUGUUUAAAGCAUUACCCAAAGAUGUAGUUCGAUCUUUUCUCAGAGGAAACAAAAACUAGGGAAUCAGAUACUAAGUUCACAGAUGAGUUUGUUAUGUCUUGUAUUUCUUGUUAGAUUUUGCUGGCAAUGGUGAUAUGAACGGGGAGGAAGAGGGUGAAGUGCCGCUUUUGUCGGAAACCCUGAAAACAACUUACAGCAUUGCCCGGUCUGUAUUCCACUCACUAAUUUGUAACCGUCAAGGUUCCUUUUUUGUUUCAGUGCGCCUUCAGAGGCAUGAUUCCAGACAAUCACUGAUAAUAAUCAGCGAUUGUUAAUGAUCACGGUUGACGAGAUGAAACUUAAGAGUUGCCACCCAAUUUAGCUUAAUAUCCCAUCUGAGAAAGAGAAAAAAUUGAGUCCGAUACUGAUAGACCCUAUUUUAUCAGCGUCUGAUACCAUCGGAGUGUAUAUAUUUAAAAUAAAGACUAUGUGCAGAAUGUAUUCCAGACAACCGCUAUUUUUAAGACUGUUUCAUAUAUUUUUGUUUUAACAUUCAACCUACGUUUCUAAUGGCAUAGAUGCACAGGGGCUAUAAAACCAAUAGAAAUCCUAUACGUUUAUAGCCUAUCCUGAUUUUGAUGAAAUUAUCCCCUUCUUUCUUAAAAAGUAGCGAACGAAGCAUGUAAGUACCACCAUAAAUUUGCUAUUGAAGCUUGGAGCCUUCAAUAAACGAUACCACACGGAUCAUUUAUAUCCAGUGCUCCUCUACACAAUCCUGACCAAGUAUCCAUGAUACAUCACGAUGCUCCAUAUCCUGCUGUUUACGCAGCGCAAUAAAUCAAUCAAUAAACUUUAUUUAACUGUCUAAAACUUCUAGUCAGCCCGGAAGCCGACUAAUCGGGGACACUCGCAAUAAAAUUACAAAUAAAUUAAGUUAAGUUAAGUUAAUAUAUAUAUAUAUAUAUAUAUAUAUAUAUAUAUAUAUACAGAUAUAAAAUUCCAUUUACAUUUUAAAAUACGGACUAAAAUAUAAUAAUUUCUACCUAUACAACUAUAUACAAACUUCAAAUACGUCUAAAAUAAACACACUUCGGACAAUUCCUGUACAGACGUAAUUUGAAAUAGGUUAUAAGGUCUUUUGUGCGGAUGUUUGAGACGAAUGAUGUCAGAGUUAGCAUUUGUCUGUCGCUAUGUCCAAGUUUUGACAAAAGUUUUGACAACAAAUAUGGUCCGAGAUAUCUUAGCUCUUUGUCGAUGGUGACGCCCAGUAAUUUAAGUUCUUCAGUAGUAUUGAUAGUGUGGCCAUUGAUGUCGACAGAUGUUAGGGAUGGCUCGUGUUUCUUGCCGAUUAUCAUGGCUUGGUAUUUGCUUAUUUCCCACCACGUGAUUUUCCUGGUACCAUGAUGACAUUUGACCCCCUUCGCUCCUAAUUGUGUCCAUUAGGUCCUUGACAUUACUAUGCGCGUAAUAAAGCUGAUGGUCGACGGCCUACAUUGAUAGAAUUGACGCACGACUCAGGUAAAAGAGAUCAUUCUGGCAGAUAUUCCAGAGUAACGGGCCCAAAUUGGAUUCUUGGGGACAGCCCAUUUUUAUUUCUUUCCAUUCACUAACCGCAGUUCCUAAUUUAGUUCUUCCUUUAAGUUCUUCAAAGAAUGAGUGCAUCAGUGAUAAGGCCCCUUCCGAGGAGCCGUCAGGCUUUAGUUUAACCAGCAGCAAGGUGAGAUGCAUCGUAUCAAAGGUGGUCUGACAGCUGUACAUUUUACGGUAGGCUGACAUGAAUAGGUCAAAAAUCGUUUCAAGAUUUUUUGGCAUCUGUUUACUUUGAAGCUGCUCAAAUAUUUUGUCAACCACUGUUAAUACAAUUAGAGGUCUAUAGUUGGUCUUCUCCAGGGGGUCCUCUUUCUUGAAAACUGGAUCCAUUCUCCCUUUUUCUAGAUAUUUGGCGAUGUCUUCUCUGUGAUACAUUGAUUAAAAAUUGUUGUCAGUGGGUCUGCAAGUUCUUGUGCCGCUAUUUUCAAAGCGUGUGACGGUAUCAUGUUAAAACCAAUGGCUUUGUUGGUAUUCAAAUUCUUGAGACUUAAAAAAGUUUCCUCUUUCGUGAUUUUCCUGAAGAUAAGAAGUUAGAGUUCCAUCUACUGCGUAUGGCGGGGACGCUUGGGUGUCUAUCGCAUUCUUCUGUUGUGAGAUUCAUUGCAGGGCCGUUAUCAAAACUGCUUUCACCUACAGUGGAAAAACAGUCAGCAAAUUGCUCGGCUACUGAUCGUUGAUCUUGUAAUAGAGUUCCCUGGAUGUUGAGUGUGAUAUCCGUUUUAUCUUUGACCUUUUUGUUGUUGAGAAAAGGCGUGAAAGUCCUGUAGAACGUCCGUACGUCAUGCAGCAAGUCAACUUUCUCCUCUCCUGUAUCAACCGUGAGCUAUUCUAGGAGCAGUAAACUCCUACUGGAUAUAGAUUGUGUGACACUGUAGGCGAAACGAUUGACGGGACAGACACCGGAAAUUAUUUUCUUUGUUCUUCAUUACCGGUUAAACAAACCCCUUAAUUUCUUGUCUUGAGCUGUACUUUAAACCUUUCCUGAACCACUGACAGACCGCGUUUAGCUCUAAAAUACACAUUUUACUAGGUACUACAGCAUCCGCGGGACUGCCUGAUGUCUUUAGUACUGUAACCAUCACUCGGUUCAGCAUUUCUAAGAUGCGGUCAGAUGUUGAUAGUGCUUUCGUUCUACAUAGCGCGACAACUGUGCCAUGUGACCCCUCUUAGUUAAACAAGUUGUCUCAGAACACAAGCAUAAACAUUUACUCACGAAACUAUAAAAAAUAUCAUAACACCAAUGAAUUUAAAUUUUUCGACACGAUAAAUAACUAAAGCGGAGCAGUGAAAAGGCCAGGACAAAACCAGUUCUAAAUCCUGAACAUAUCCAAAAAAUGAGAACAGUCCAUCAGAGGCUAUGAAUAACACAAGGAAAAUAAACAGCUUUACACUUCAGCAAUUACAAACUUGAUCUAUGAGAUAACCCUCUUGAUAAAGAUGCAUUACGUAAAUUACGGCAAUUUUUAAGAAUAUUGGAUAAGUUUGUCCUAACGUUCAACUUAUAUUUCUCAUAACAGAAAGAUGCACAGGGCCAUGAAAUUUUCGAAGACUAUCAGUUAGCUCAGUUAAAUUUAUCCUUCGUCUCUAGUACAAAGCUUCAUUCUGCCGAAGGGCUAACACUCGAAACGUCAGCUUUGAAACUCUUUACGGCGGCCGAUUUACGAUAUCAACUCGGUUGAUCAUACCAAAUUACCUUCUCGCACAAAGCAGCGAACUAAGCAUGUCACUGAAUUUCUUCGAGGUCUCAAAGAAAGUACUUGGGGUAUAAAGGGAGGGAAUAGCGAUAUUCUUCCAAUUCUACUAGUUACCCCGUUUGCCAGUAUCCUCCUUGUGAGAAACUGGUUAUUACAACUCAACUACCCUCAUCAGCCUGAAUUUAGGCGGAUAAACAAUGAUUACUGAAACCUGAGGUCAUCGAACACGUACGCAACCAAACCACUCCUAUUCUGGCAGAUAUCAGAAGAAAUUGGAAAAGUACCUUUAAAAAGUUCAACAUGUUUUUGGACCGGUAGGAAAAAAAUAAAACAAAAUAACAAAUAUAAAAACAAGAAUAAUGAAAUGUGCAGAACGGCCGUGGGUACGAAAGCUCUGGGAAUUUUUCAUUCCCCAAUUGUUGUUGUAUUUCUCUAAAUAUUAAAAAAUUUUCGUUUCUGAUGAGAGAAUUUCGAUUCAGCUGCCACAGGGGUAGUUACUGUGUAUGACUCUCAGAAAUCACAUUUGUAGGAAUCCUCGCUUAAAAUGAAGUUUUAAAAGGUUUUAAGAUCCUCUGAAUUUAACAUGUAACUUCCGGUGAAAAAUGUUUGCCGUCGUUUUUUAGCCAAUAUUGAUCUUGUAUGACAGACAGCGAAAACUUUUUUACACAACAAUCAAAGCAUUUUGGUAGAAAAUAUUUUGAGCCGGGGCUUAUAGAUUGUGAUGACGAUGUCCUUUAGUAAUAUCUAAAUUACAAUUGUUCCUUGCGAGUUACAUGAAAAAAAUCAGCUGGCACCUAUUGCUUUGAAAUAUGUACAAACGGUAAAAACGAGAAAAAACGGAAUAAUUAGAUUUAGAUUAUCAUAACACGUGUAGAAACCUUUACUUUAAUGAGAUGGUCGCACCGUGUAAGUUCUAAACGUCGUAAAAAUGUUUGCAAAUAAAUUUUGAUUGCAACAUUUUUUAUUACGUAAAUGAAUUAAGAAACUGGUAGGUUAAUGUUUAGUGUUCGUUUAUUUUCUAGAGUGUAAUCACCAGUUGUUUGAUUGGACAUCACCAGCCUGGUUUGAGCACUAAGGGCACAAUUAACACGUCAUGUCUGUAUAAGUGGACAGCAGGCGUCAAAGUCACGCGCUGUUGUCCCGCAUAUCGCGGAGUUAAUUGUUUAUGAAAACGCAUAAUCGAUGUCUCGUCUGACCAAGUUUCCAUCUCGAAUUUUGUCAUAGUUUUGAUUAGUUGGUAACAGGACUUCGUGUCGUCCAAUACUGUCUGUAAUCCUACUAACUGGGUAAUGCGCCGAUCAAUUCGAGGCUUCAACAUCCCCCGCCCCCGCGCUGAGCAUUUGACUGUCGUCCGUACCGGGGUGGUGUGAAGAGCUUAAACCAGAGCCGUAAAGUCUUUCCAGCGGAAUAAACGUGGUUUAUCUUUUGAUAUGGAGGUUUUUAAACAUACGAUACUGAUAAAAGGAAGAUCAGAUCCAGCAUUUGGGUGAGGAAUUUAAACACAAUUUUGGCCUCAGGAGGCGGGAAUUUGAGCGAACCAAUCUUGAAAAGUUCAAAUGCAUGGGGGCUGCUCGUUGCAUUUGACGCUUCGAGUUGAUCGACGCAUGUACGUUUGACUGAUUGAUUUUCGGACAAGAAUAAACCCGUUGGUAACAUAUUAGCGGGCUAUGUCAAACAAGGCUAUCUGAGUAAAAGUUUCGUAAACUCGUCUUCUUGCGUUUAAGAUUAUUUUGAACUUAAGUAACUCAGAGUGGUUUCUUUACAUUCAUUCAAAGCAGAGUCGCGAGCUCUUUGCAUUCCGUUACUUGCGGAAUGGUUUCUACUCACAUGUACACCUGGCCGAUUAUUCUUUUGGCGCUUCCGUCGCUUUUUAUCUCAGUCAGUCGCAGUCAUGGUAAGUAGUAAGCCUAAAAAAGCAAGCAGAGAAGCUUUUCACAGAAGCUGAAAUAGGACACCGGUGUUAUGCAAAAGUGAAACAAUCAUUCUCUAAAAAACGUUUCUCAACGACUCUAUUUGGCAGGUCGGAUUAGAUAAACGUUUAUAUAUUCUUUUACGACCUGUGUUUGUUUUUCGAGUUGAAAUUUGAGUGAAGCCUUUUUUCUUCGAGGGAUCCAUCCAAGUAAAGUAGGUUGAAGAGUUAAGAUGAAUCAGACUAACAUUUUUUCUCGGAUUGAGCUCGGUUGUAUUACUCGGUUUGGCCGAUUGCUUAUCGAUUUGGAAAGGUGAACCCGAUGUUCGUGGAGGCUUUGUGAAGAAGGAGCGAAAAUGGUGGCAAAUAUCGAUAGCUUAAAUGAAACAAACUUUAGCAAUCCAUGCCAGCUGGUGCUGGAUCGUACAUCGAUGUAAGUGAGUUAGUUGUUGAGGUAAUGAAAAUAUCUGGAAUCGCUGAAUAUCGGAGCCGCAAUUAGGAAAGGUGUUUGCGUGGUAAACUGUAUGUUCACUCUCAGUUUUUUGUUAUUUACGGUUCGGUAAAAGCCAAGUUUUUUUUGUUUGUCUCACGAUGUAGUCACGUGUGAUGUACAUCGCGACGUUUCGACUGCGUAUACUGCUAAUCUUCUUCAGUCUUCAUCGCCUGAAGAAGACUAGCAGUAUGCAGUCGAAACGUCGCGAUCUACAUCACACGUGACUACAUCGUCAGACAAACGCAAAAACUUAGCUUUUAUUGUUAUUUACCAAGAUGAAUAACCACAGCCUUUUUUACGGUACGGUAUUGACAAACGCGUUAUGCAUCUGAUUUUAAAGCUCAUGGUGCCCGAAUGAUAUGGAAUCGAAAUGUUGUAUGUAGGUGGCAUGUAUAAAAUUGACUUUGUGGCUGUGACUUGUGGAAAGAUCGUAUUUCUCUUGACUUUUGGAAGCGUAUCCUGUAGUAACAAGUCCAUGUGCUUUCUAAGAUGCGAUUUGAACUACGUUAUGUUCGAUAAUUUGGUUUCUUCGAGUUCGUUUUGGAUGAAAGUGAAUUAUUAACAAACUUUAUGAUUUAGUUUAAUGCAUGUAUUGUAAUUUUUGAUCUCUCCUGGUCAGACAAGUUACAGAGCCAAAUAAUUAUAUUAUAUUAUACAAUAAGAAAAAAAAAUACAAUUUUAGUUGAAAUAGAAUUUGCCCAAGAAAUGUUCAGUAUCCAAGUAAUGAUGAUAAUAAUUAUUAUCCAUGGAUAUUAUAAGUAGAAGUUACAUGUUAAACUCUUCUAGGGGUUAAGGGGUUAAAAUUACAGGUGGUACAACUAAACGUUAAAGCUGUCUGCUACAUAUAUAACUAUGGUUUAUACAGUUUUGAACAUGUUGAUCUGGAAAGUAACCUGAGUUACAAUUGGAAUUGGUGAUGUUUAAUACUGCAGAAUGCAGACAAUACAAAAUCCACUUCAAACAAGUUUUCAAAAUAACUUCUGAUUAUAGGCUCGUUCCUAUUAUUUAUAACAUUAUUGUGCUUGAGAAGGAAAUUUUUCACUUUUUGUCGCCUAUUUGAUCAGAUUCAUUUCCAAAUAUAAAACACAAGGCUUGUGUAUGGAAGAAAUUUCUCCUUCUCUUACAUUUUCCAUUGCAGCCAUAUGAAAAAUUGUUCUCACAAACUAAGAAUGCCAUUUUAAACUUUAAGGUGCCAAAGGCACUAUCAAUCAAUUCUUAAUACAAAAAUGCAAUGAUUGUUUAGGUUUGAUUUAAUCUUGCCAAAAAACAGUUAACCCACAACACACCUUGACAUGCAUGCUUAAAACAAUAGGCCAUUUUACAAUUAUGCACUUAGCCACAAAGACUUUGAUUUGGAGUGAAGCUGAAGGUGACCUUGUUAUGAUAGAGACCAGUAUCUAGUUUGCAUGAUAACCAAGUAAUUUACAAUACAAUACAAUAAAAUACACUUUAUGAUUACGGCUCCCCUACAUGUAUAUGAGGGUAUUCUGUUGUAAUACAAUAAUAUUUAUAUAAUAAUUUACAAUGGGUCAGAGAAUAUUUACAUGUGUUGCAAAGAAAAAAGACCAAAAAAAAUUUUAAAAUAAUAGUACAAGAAAAAAAAUAAUAAUGAUAAUUAAUAUAAUUUCGUAUAAAGGUGUAAAAGGGUUGAAAGAUCCAUUUAAGAAGAGUUUCAGAUAAAAUGGGCCACUUUCCUUUUAAGAUCUAAAAUAUCAUUUGUGCUUUGAAUUCACAUUUGAAAAGCAGCAAGGUUUGUAUCAUAACAAGGUCACCCUUAGCCUUACUCCUAUUCAAAGGCUUGGCAACCAAGCACACAACUGUAAAAUGGACUAUUGUUAUAAACACAUCUACCCCUGCCACUGAAGUCAAGAAGUACAUUUCUAGAGCAACAGCUACAAUUCUAGGCAGAGCUAUGAAUAAUUUUAUUCCUCCCAUAUUCCUAUUAAUAUGUCUUUAAUCAUUUAUUUUUGUUAUGUAAAGAAUGUUCAAGUGCUCUUGGUAUGGAGAGUGGCCACAUCAAAGAUGCUCAAAUCACUGCAUCUUCACAAUGGGAUAGAAAUCAUGCGGCAAUCCAGGGAAGAUUGAACUUUAAGGCUGGUGGAGGUAAACAAGGAGGAUGGUUAGCUCGGUGGAGUAAUGGAAAUCAAUGGAUCCAGGUGGUUCUUGGCAGUUACACCAAAUUGACAAGUAUAGCAACACAGGGAAGGAAUGCUUACAGCCAGUGGGUAACGGCAUACAAGCUGCAGUAUAGUGAAGAUGGAGUGAACUUCUACUUCUAUAAAGUACCAGGACAGAGUUCACCUAAGGUACAUAAAUUACCAUGUGUCAGAUAUUGAAAGCUUUUUGGGUAUAUCUCAAGUCAACCUGUAGAAAAUGAACCUUUAAGUGGACAAAAAUCUGUUGAUACUCAUGUUGCAUCAUUGUUUGAAUUGAAUAAUAAUUAUAUUGACAACUAAGUUAAGGAGAAAUGUUGGCAUGUUGGUGAUUAUGCUUUGCAUUUCUAAGAAUUGCUUUGUUCAACCCUUAAACUCCCAGAAGUGAUUCCCAUGUAACUUCUCCCAAAAAUAUCCAUCCACUAUCCAGCAAACAGGUAAUGAGAAUACUCAAAUAUAUCAUGUAGAAGUUGUUAUCUUGGUAUAAUACCAGAUUCUUGCAACUAAGUUACAAGGAAAUGUGUAGCAGUGAGAUGUGAGAAUUGACAACCAGAUCAUGGGAGUUAAAGGGUUAUUUACAUGUAAUAAGCAAUUAAUACUCGACUACACAGAAUAAUGCCAAUGAUGUUAAUUUGUUAUGGGAAUCACUUAUCUUACUAGAUUUUGUAUGUUGAUCAUUUAAGGUUUUUAAAGGAAAUAAAGACAGGGAUAGUAUUGUGUAUCAUAAAAUAAGCCCACCAAUCCAAGCGCGUUAUAUCAGACUCAGACCCACAGCAUGGUAUAGUUAUAUAUCACUCAGGAUGGAGCUGUAUGGUUGUCCAGGUAUGGUAACUGUUACUCUGAGUCAUUAAUCAACAUUAACUUAUGCUUGGAGUACCUGCUCAUCCAUGUAUAUUGUCAAUUGACAAACAGUUCUUUUAGUUAUUUUCAAAUAUUUAAAGAUAUUGGGCUAACACAUUAACAUCAUCUAGGGAUUGCAAUUGGGUGCAAGAGAGAACUUCUAAUUUUGGGGGAUUUUGUAGACGGAAUUAUAGGGUAAGGAUGUUGAUGUGUGGUUGAUUGACAAAAGAUGUACAGAAUUAAGGAAAUGUUUUUGAAGGACCAAACAUUUGGUACUUGUAAAUAAGCACUUGGUAGCAAACAUUUUAUUUUCCAUAUCAUGCGGUAAAUUGUGUUGCUCACAUUACAUGAUGAAAGUCAUUUUGUAGGGAUAACAUGACAAUAUAUUUUACUUGAGAUGUUUCUUAUCUUGUAGGUUCAAGUUAGUUAAGGACUUAAGUAUUUCACACCAAUUUUACAGUAUUCACAAAAGCCAAAAAUUUAUAUUAAAACCAAACAGUUUGAGGUUCAAUUUUCGCAGCUAUUCCAUGCUAAUUUGCUCAAGAACAAGUUUCAACUGGUUACUUUGACACGAAAGCAACCAUGUUUUCCAAACUUUUUCUAAGUUGAUUUACUAAAAGCAUUAUAAUUUGCCAAACUGUCUGUCCUAUGGAAUGCCCCAAUCACAAAGUUUUUAUUUCACUUCAUUAAUUGUUUACAAAAACACCUGUCUAUUCCAGUAAAGGAAAAUGCAAUUAGAAGUAAGUCACUGGUUCCCAGGAUGGUGCAAGUUAUGCUAAGACAUCUGAUUGUUUUUGUGACUUCUUGAUGAGCUAUACUUAUGAAAUUCAUGGGAUUUCUCAUUUAGAUUUGAAGUUAACGACCCUGAGAGCAAUCUGGGAAUUUUCCAUAGAUCUCAUCCAUCACAUAGGAUAGUGUACCUGCAUGCUUUAAAAGGAGUAAAUUCUUCAAUUACUAUUUUGUAAGAUUUUGCAGAUUUUGAGAACUGUUUGCUAUAAUUAUUGUGUGAGUGUGAAUUGUGUGGUUUUGCAUCUGCAGUUAUCUGAUAAGAAGUCUUGUUACAGUAACUAUAUCUACACAAGAACCGAUGUAUUGCAAAAUGUCAAGCCAACAAAUUGCAUAUUUUGCAUGACUUUAAAAUAAAACUGCUCUUUCACUUUCUUUAUUUAUGUAAAGUAUGUUCAAGUGCUCUUGGUAUGGAGAGUCGCCACAUCAAAGAUGCUCAAAUCACUGCAUCUUCACAAUGGGAUAGAAAUCAUGCGGCAAUCCAGGGAAGAUUGAACUUUAAGGCUGGUGGAGGUAAACAGGGAGGAUGGUCAGCUCGCUCGAAUAAUGGAAAUCAAUGGAUACAGGUGGCUCUUGGCAGAUACACCAAAGUAACAAGUAUAGCAACACAGGGAAGGAAUGCUUACAGCCAGUGGGUAACGGCAUACAAGCUGCAGUACAGUGAAGAUGGAGUGAACUUCUACUACUAUAAAGUACCAGGACAGAGUUCACCUAAGGUUAAUGUAGAGGCAGUUACUUGGUUUAAAACUGUUAAAAAUAUAUUCUUAUGGCUGCACAGUAUACAGGUAACAGUUAAUAUAUAUGUUGCAAGUAGUCCUAUUAAGUUAUCUGCAAUGACCAAGGGGCUUAUAAGCCCCUGAUCAUGCAGUCUACCAUGGAAAAGGUUAAUUAUGCCACAUAUCUAGCCUGGCAUUCAAAAUUGGUGUUUCAUGACUUUCUCUUGCAUAUUUACAACAAGUACAAUAAACACGUUACAAUUUUAAAUGUUAGUUGAUAUUAUUGGAGAAUCAUGCAUAAUCCAACAGGAAUGGCAUGACUGUGGUAGCUGACUACUAAUUUUGCUUGCAUGUAUUUGUAGGUAUUCAAAGGAAAUAAAGACAGAGACAGCAUUGUCUAUCACCAGUUAAACCCACCCAUCAAAGCUCGCUACAUCAAACUUCGACCAACAUCGUGGUAUGGUCAUAUAUCGCUAAGAAUGGAGCUGUAUGGUUGCACAGUAGGUAUGAUUAUUAUCUUACAUCAACUUAUUUGGCACUGAAAAUUGGAAGGGUGAAACACGUGUUUUGAUAAUAACCAGCAUAAUGCUGAAAUAUGGAUAUGCCAAGAAACUCUAGAUUGUUAGAUGCUACACUAUGACAUAGGUAGAAAAUUUCUGCUUAAUCAAAUUUUGUCUAACUUUUAACUUUUCAAUAGAACUGGACGUACCUACCCACAAACAAACUUCACACCUCUGUACAUAAACACGCACUCAUGAAUUGUUCUUUUACCUUCUUUAUUUCUGUAAAGAAUGUUCGACACCUCUUGGUUUGGAGAGUCGACGCAUUAAAGAUGCUCAAGUCACUGCAUCUUCGCAAUGGGAUGGAAAUCAUGCAGCAAUCCAGGGAAGAUUGAACUUUAAGGCUGGUGGAGGCAAGCAAGGAGGAUGGUCAGCUCGGCAGAACAAUAAAAAUCAAUGGAUACAGGUGGCUCUUGGCAGCUACACCAAAUUAACAAGUAUAGCAACACAGGGAAGGAAUGCUUACAGCCAGUGGGUAACAGCAUACAAGCUGCAGUACAGUGAAGAUGGAGUGAACUUCUACUUCUAUAAAGUACCAGGACAGAGUUCACCUAAGGUAAAUGUAGUAUCAGUUAAUUGGCUUUCAACUGUAAAAAUAUAUGCCUAUAGUUGCACGGUAUAACAGUUAUAACAUGUUGCAAAUAGUCCUAUAAGUUAUGUGCAAAUACCAAGGGGCUAAGUGCCUGAUCAUGCAGUCUACAAUGGAAGAGGUUCAUUAUCUAGCCUGCAUGGCAUUGCGACAAAAUUGGUGUUUCUUGACUUUCUCUUGCAUAUUUACAACAAGUGCAAUAAACACGUUACAAUUUUAAAUGUUUGUUGAAUCUAUUGGAGAAUCAUGCAUAAUCCAACAGGAAUGGCGAGACUGUGGCAACUGAUUAUUAAUUUUACUUGCUUGUAUUUGUAGGUAUUCAAAGGAAAUAAAGACAGGGACAGCAUUGUUUAUCACCAGUUAAACCCACCCAUCAAAGCUCGCUACAUUAAACUCCGACCAACAUCAUGGUAUGGUCAUAUAUCACUAAGAAUGGAGUUGUAUGGUUGCUCAGCAGGUAUGAUUGUUGUCUUACACUUGUUUUGGCACUGA